CACCACUGACGGGUAGUCGGGCACCCCGAGCAGACAGACAGACGGAGGCCGUGGGGCUGACCAUCGCGUGCCCACAGGCCGAGGAUGCAGCGCUGGAAGGCGGCAGCCUUGGCCUCGGUGCUCUGCAGCUCGGUGCUCUCCAUCUGGAUGUGUCGGGACGGCCUGCUCCUCAGCCACCGCCUGGGACCCGCACUGACGCCACUACGCCGGCCACCUCGCACGGUGGACGCCCGGAUCGCCCGCCUGGCCCAGUAUCGUGCGCUGCUGCAGGGCGCCCCGGACGCGGUGGAGCUGCGCCAGCUGACGCCCUGGGCCGGCAGGUCCCCGCGUCCGCACCGUCGGGCGGGGGCCCGGCGGAGGCGCGCGCGCGCGCGAUCGGGGGCGCGGCCGUGCGGGCUGCGCGAGCUCGAAGUGCGCGUGAGCGAGCUGGGCUUGGGCUACGCGUCGGACGAGACGGUGCUGUUCCGCUACUGCGCAGGCGCCUGCGAGGCGGCCGCGCGCGUGUACGACCUGGGGCUGCGGCGGCUCCGCCAGCGGAGGCGCGUCCGGCGGGAGCGGGUGCGCGCGCAGCCCUGCUGCCGCCCGACGGCCUACGAGGACGAGGUGUCCUUCCUGGACGCGCACAGCCGCUACCACACGGUCCACGAGCUGUCGGCGCGCGAGUGUGCCUGCGUCUGA
Molecule: messenger RNA, 678 nt
Organism: Enhydra lutris kenyoni (northern sea otter)
Lineage: Eukaryota; Metazoa; Chordata; Mammalia; Carnivora; Mustelidae
Product: neurturin
Exons: 3
Coding region: 85-678 (197 amino acids)
Molecular function (GO): growth factor activity; glial cell-derived neurotrophic factor receptor binding; receptor tyrosine kinase binding
Source: RefSeq, a predicted model, not a curated record